AUGCCGCCGUCGUCGUCUCCCGCUCUGCCGUUGAACGUCAGCGCAUCCGGCGCACCGUCCAAGUCGCCUGCCCCGGCGUCUGCCGCUGCCGCCGUCUCCUCCGCGAAGGCGACAACCACGUCCGAUAUCUCGAGUCCCCACGAGCUGACCGCGUUUGUGGAAACGCUUCUGGAACAGCUUGACGCCAAAUUCGACGAUAUGUCUUCUCAGAUUCUCGACCGAAUGAUGCAGAUGUCGACUAGGGUGGAUGCCCUAGAGGCCGCAAUUCAGGAUAUCAUUAACGGGGAUACGGCACCUGGCCCGCCAAGCAUGCCCCAAUCGCCCGCUCUGGCGCAGAGACGAAGUGGCGGUGUUUAA
Messenger RNA from Rhodofomes roseus, 357 nucleotides. Its product is annotated as heat shock factor binding protein 1-domain-containing protein. The record is from RefSeq and is a predicted model, not a curated record. The transcript is spliced from 3 exons. Bases 1 to 357 code for a protein of 118 amino acids. Gene Ontology annotation, cellular component: cytosol; nucleus. NCBI's taxonomy places the organism in Eukaryota, Fungi, Basidiomycota, Agaricomycetes, Polyporales, Fomitopsidaceae. Gene Ontology annotation, biological process: cellular heat acclimation. Gene Ontology annotation, molecular function: transcription corepressor activity.